Leopardus geoffroyi (Geoffroy's cat) is the source of this 3865-nucleotide messenger RNA. It is a transcript of the gene NRIP3, whose product is annotated as nuclear receptor interacting protein 3. The record is from RefSeq and is a predicted model, not a curated record. Lineage: Eukaryota; Metazoa; Chordata; Mammalia; Carnivora; Felidae. Gene Ontology annotation, biological process: proteolysis. The transcript is spliced from 7 exons. Gene Ontology annotation, molecular function: aspartic-type endopeptidase activity. Bases 131 to 853 code for a protein of 240 amino acids.
GCUCCCCGUGACGUCACGCUCGGCUAUAAAACUCUCGGCGCGCGCCUCUCGCGGCGCUGGAGGAGCUCGAGGCUGAGGGCUGGUGGGGAGAGGAGAGCGACGCGGACGCCGGGCCGCGGGCGCCUCAGCGAUGUUUUACUCAGGGCUCCUCAGCGAGGGCGGCCGCAAGGAAACGGACAUGCGGGAGGCCGCGUCGCUGCGGCAGCAGCGCCGGAUGAAGCAAGCCGUGCAGUUCAUUCAUAAGGACUCCGCCGACCUGCUGCCCUUGGACGGCCUCAAGAAGCUGGGCUCGUCCAAGGACACGCAACCUCAUAACAUUCUGCAGAGGCGCCUCAUGGAAACCAACCUGUCUAAACUUCGAAGCAGCCGUGUUCCUUGGGCCUCCAAGACCAACAAACUGAAUCAGGCUAAGUCUGAGGGACUAAAGAAGUCUGAUGAUGAUGACAUGAUUUUGGUUUCUUGCCAGUGUGCUGGAAAGGAUGUGAAAGCCUUGGUUGACACAGGCUGUCAAUAUAAUCUCAUCUCUUCAGCCUGUGUGGAUAGACUGGGACUCAAGGAGCAUGUCAGAUCUCACAAGCAUGAAGGAGAGAAACUUUCUCUACCCCGGCAUCUGAAAGUAGUGGGCCAGAUUGAGCACCUGGUGAUCACACUGGGUUCCCUCCGUCUGGACUGUCCAGCAGCUGUGAUUGAGGACAAUGAGAAAAACUUGUCCCUUGGUCUCCAGACUCUCCGAUCCCUUAAGUGCAUAAUAAAUUUGGAUAAGCACCGACUGAUCAUGGGGAAGACAGACAAGGAAGAAAUCCCUUUUGUGGAGACAGUUUCCUUGAAUGAAGACAACACUUCAGAAGCAUAACUACAGACUGCAGCAUGUCUGCACGUAUGCGUACAUACCAGGUUGACAGAUUGAGAAACCUGGGUUUGAACCAAAUGCUGUAGCAACUUGCUGUGGACCAAGUCCUUUCCUCUGAUAGAAGCUCCAGGGGCUCCUUCCCACCCAGACCUCUCUAGACUUUAGUCUGUGCUUAGAGAUCUUAUCUGGUUAUAGCCAUUGUUUUUUACUCCUCUGAUCACUUAAUUUAUAGACCUUUUGACACUGCCAGGUCUCACUUGUGGCCUACUUCUCUGCUUCUUCCAGGAAUUUGCUUUUAUUAGUCAGGUAUAGGGGCUGUCAGGUUCUAUUUCUCUAUAGAUACACUUGCUUCUUUUCCUAUAGCUAAAAUGUAUAAUAAACAGGAACCUGACCUUUAUCUCCUUUCAGCUGUUUCAAAGAGGUGCAGGAUACCUAGGUCUCAGAAUUAGAAUUUCUUCUAAUUCAUUCGUUGAUUUAUCAAGUACAAAUUUAUCUGAAAGGGCCAAGAGAGAUCAUCUAGUUAAACCCUUUUAUUUAAAGGUCCAGAGAGGCAAGUGAAUUGUCUAAGCUCUUAUACUAAGUCAGUGGCAGAGGAACCUAGAGACUCAGACUUGACAAGCCAAGACUAUGUUCAUUCUCCCAUUCUGCUACUUUUGUCUUCAGGCCUUGAGAGGAGAAUGAAGAGGUGGGGGGUUGUAAAAACGCAGGGUAGGGGAAGAAUCUGCUUUGGGGAUGGGUGCCAGGAGGAUCUGAGUAGCCCUCCCUCCUGUGUGCUAAGUCUACUAAAAGUCUCUGCACCCAGUUGUCACAUAUAGGGCCUUAUUUUGGUGCCCAAAAGCUGAGGGUACAAAGAUGAAUGAGAUGGUCUCUCACUAUGAACUUCUUAGAGGGGAGAAGGGGGAAAGGAGCCACAGACAGAAGAACAUUAAUCACUUUCUGAGAUGGAAUUGAAGGCUAUGUUAAAUAAUCAGGGGAUCACUAUUAGACAUUGAUACCUCCAAGAUCCAGUCAUUAUUUCUGCCCAGUCUAUUAUUUGUCUGCCAUGGACUCAAGUAGCUGGUAUCAUGAAUAGGGAAAGGAGAUGCAAAAAACCUGAAGAGGUCCAAAAUAGAAGGAAAUACUAGGUAGAAUAAGUUGGUGGAAACUCCUACCUAUGGAAACCUUUCUGGGGUGGUGGUCAGGAAUGAAACUUCCAGGCAGGAAACUGAGGGUUGGGAAGCUCUUCAGCUUUGCUCUAUUUUAAGGAAAGAGGCAGGGUAGGAGCUGGCAGUGUUAAGGACAACUUUUUCUGACUGCCCAAUGUCCCCUGCCUCUUCUCAAAACAUUGGAGGUCACAGGGGUAUCUUGAAGCUUUUUUGUUGGGGUGUCAGCUUAGGCACACAGAAUACCUAUAAUGGAAGCUCCCCUUCAAUUUGGUCAUAAAAGUACUUGGAGAAGUCAGAAAAAUACUCAGCUAUAUCUUUUUAAGAGAUUCCCAACUCUAUCCUUGCUUCAUGGAAGUAGUUUCCAGCGCAUUUAACAGAUCCCAUGUUGAACUUUGCCAGGUCCCACCUAUAAUCUCAUCUAGUGUUCAGCUACUGCCUCUACCAAACAACUUUUUGGAACUGUGAAUGUUUUUAGGCUUACAGAAGCUCCCUAAAGACUAGGAACUUGGUGACUCCCACUUGAACAGCUAGGCAGCCAUAGUACAGCCUAGGUCACCCCAAGGCUCCCCUUCUUAUCAGCCUCUAUAGCGGAAGCAAGAUGGAAAACUAAGCACAGCCACAGCAGAGGAGGCCAUGCCUGAACUUCAGCAGGGGUGAUCCCAGUUUACCAGCCUUCAGUGCCCCCUCCAAAUUUACCACAUUUUUUCCUGGGGUGAGGGAGACCUGUGCCUUUCCACUGAGGCCUCUCCACUCUCUUGCCCUACCUAUCAUGGCAUCACUUUGGCCUGCUCUUUACCCUAAGGCUGAGUUGAAAUACUUCACCCCUUCCUUCCCAGGUUGAAAAUUCCACUCCAAGCCUUGACUCUUGGCUACUCGACAGGCAUAUUGUAAGUUCCUUCACCUGGUUUAUCCUUAUUUGGAUUCCUGGUGGACCAAGUGAGGCCAGAAAUUCUUAGGUGUUAGAAAGAUGUGACUGAUUCUGACAAAUUGAGUUGAGGAUUAUGUGGUGUCAGAGGAAUGAUCAGAUUGCCUUUAGUGAUCUUUCUGGCCUCUGAAAAUUAAUGAUUUUCCAAUUUUGGAAAAGAAACAAUUGGGAUGAUCCGAGCUUAGGAUAUCAUAACCUCAUUCAGUGCAGUCAGAUCAUUUGAAUUCACUAACCAAAUAGUUGUGCUUUAAACCUCAGGCUUUAUAGAGGUACCUAAAAAUGUCUAAAGACAAUUAUGGGAAGUCUUGAACUUCAUUAAUCUUUAAAUGCUGCCAAGUUUAUUAUUCUGGUAGCCCAUAUCUCUCUGGUAUUCAUGAGGGAGCACCUAAUCUACUUUUGGGGAGCUGGCAAGGUAAAAAAGUAAAGUUAUUCUCCCCAGAAUUCCCUACAAAAUUCUCUCUGGCACCUCUGAUUCAGGAUGUGAGAAGAAAGUGUCUACCCAGGUCAGAGUUCUCAAGACAGGCAGUAGCAGGCAUUAACCCUGCAGAACUAGUACCCCCUCAUUCCUUAUUAGAUCUCCAUCUCAAGUACAAGAAGUUUGAAAAAUAUUGUUUUUGUUAUUUGGUAUAUCUAUGCCUGAGUUAUUUGAGGAACAAAUGUUUUCUGACUUUUCUAUUUCCUUGCCCUGCACAGACCCCAUCUGGUAAGAUUUUCUAUUCCUUAGCUCAAAGUGUCUGUAGAAUGGAAUGCUUAUUGUGUCAGCUGCCCUGACUCUUGUGUAAUAGAAGCAUCCUUCCAGGCUGGAGACAUGGAGGAGAUGAACUGGAUUCUUCCCUCCUUCUGUUGCCAAGCCUCUACAUUGGCACUUUACCUGCUCAGUGUUUAUGGCUGUGUUGGGUUUAUUUGUGAGAUUGAUGUAACAAUAAAGUGAAAUCUUCCCCUCUG